CUGAUCCAACAGCAAAGGACUCAGCACAAAGGCCAGAUGUAGUGGUACUUCUAGUCGCAUACGUUGCGAGAGAAAAAACUAUCUUGAGACGGCGUGUGUGUAUUCAUUUUGCAGUGAUUCUGUGCACGAAUUUUCCAAAAGAAAAAUUUAUUUUUGCAAAGGCUCUAGCAAUUUGUAAAAUUCAAAAAUUAAAAUAUGCCCAUUGAUACUCUAUUUGAAUAAAAAAAAAAAAAAAAUUUUGUAACGGAUAGUCAAAGCACAGAGCACAAGAGUGCAAAUCGAGCUUCUCGGGAUAAAAAAAACACCUCACUGCAUUUUCAAAAUUUAUCGAGUGGUUAAAAUAAAGUUUGUGUUAAAAAAAAAAUUGGUUGUGUCAUUACAAAUGAGUAAUAUUGCAGGAAUUUGUAUCAAAGUUGAGGAAUAUGAGGAUCUUGCACCAGACAUCAAGGUAACGACUGGAGCUUCUGAAGUGGCAAAUUGUCUUUCAUGGCAUAUACCAAGGCCGACUUUGCUCGGACGUAAUGAAAGAGACAGUGAAAAUGAAAACUGUAUACGUCAUUAUUUGCAUGCGUCUUCUCCUUCUAGAGGCUCGACUUCCUCACAAGGAUCUACUGCAAGUACUCACAGCGCUGCAUCAGGUACACUACUUUUGACAGCAGCGAAUCUUGCAAAUCUUGCCUCCAUACAUCCACCAACGGUAACAGCUCCAAAACAAAUUGAUACAGCAUCAAUUGCCAGUAGCACGCAUUUUACAGUAGUCAAUGGACUUGGUAGACCAAAUAUUGUUCAUCGAAAAUCUUGGUGUGCAAAAAAUAAGUUAACUGUCCUAGUCUGCACAAUGAGCUUUCUGUUUAUGAUUGGAUUGCUAGCUGGAAUACUUUUAAUGGAUGUGAGGGCCAGGAGUACGUACGGUUAAAAUAGACAACAGAAGCCUUACAUCAGAAGCCAGACCAUGUUCUUCAGAAAUUUUCUAUUUCUUUCAGAAGAAACAUUUACAACAAAGAAUAAUAAAAUGACAAAACAAUGCUUGAACUCAUAAAUUAACACAUUGGUUUGUGUCAAGAAAACUAGUUGAAAUUUCUGCAAAUUUUAGGCUCGUUAUUCAAAAAUGUAAAAAAAGCGAAAUGAGAUCUAAAAUUUGAGCAUUUAAGGAAAAUUAAUUUAAACAAAUUUUUAGGCAAAACAUGUAUUUUGAAAAAUUAUUUCUCUGCGGGGUAAAGGAUUUUAGUCGCUGCACAUGUGUCAGUGAUUGAAUUUAUGAAAAAAGUAAUUUAUGCAAAUUAAAUUAUUUUCUUAAAUUCAGUUAUUGAUACAUGAGCAAGAUCAUUUUUACUGACACGACUAGAUCAUUUACCGGAUUAUAUAAUAAUUUUUAUAAAUAUUACAAAACCCGUGAAUGAAACUUUUUCUUUCGAAGGAAAAUAUUAAUUUAAAUUCAAGUUAUUUUUUCCCACUUUAGAAAAUUAAUAAUAGAAAAAAAUUAUCGCAUAUAGUAUUAAAAUUGCUUACUAAAAGUUUCAUUCACUGCGAUAAAGCUCACGAUUAGGAUAUAAGUUUGUAUUACACAGCGUUAAAUGUGUGGUACGUUAAAAAGUAAUUACAUUUGUGUAAUGAGUACGUUUGGAGUUAUACGAGUAUAAUUUCUAUUAUUGAAUGCAAGUGAGAAUCAAUUUUUAUUAUUAUAAAGAAACAUCAAAACACAAUCUUGUGUGCCGAUAAAGUGUUCCUUAUUUGUUAUUAUUCAAUAAUUUCAAAAAAAAAAAGAUGAAUAGUUUCUACCGUAUUUACGGUUUUAAUGUAUUUCUGUGAUCUGAAGAAAAUUAUACUUUCAAAGUAUUAUUUAAUUGGCGGAAUUUAAUUAGAUGAUUUUCAAAAUAUUAUUUAUUUUCUAGGUUAUCACUUUUUAUGUUCGAAUUUCAAUCUAAAAAAUAAUGCACAUAAGAACAUAUUUUUAAUCGUUUUCAAAUUAAACAUUUGAACUAAUAUUUAAACUUUAAAUAAUAUCAAAAAUUUUUUUUAGUUAUUUAAAGGUGUGGCUAUCUACACAAAAAAGUUUUUUUUAGCUUCGAUUAGAAAAUAUUUCGAAAAUUAACUCAAAGAAACGCUAAAAACUGAAACUGACAUUUUUCCAAAAAAAGUAGUCUCGACUAUGUUAAUAUUUAUUCUGUAAAGUUUUAAGUAAAAAAAAUCCAUUGCUCCCUCAUAGAGACGAAAAUUUUUAUUUGUCAUAUUUCAAGCAUGUUUUUUAAAAAAUGUCCGAACGUGUAUGUGUGUGAGUGAUUGACUUACUAGAAAACUGUUCGAAAAACUAUUGGAAAAAAGAUAUUGUAAAGAUAAUAAUAUCAAUGUAUUUAAAAAAUCAAAAAAUUCGAAAAUUUAAA
This is a messenger RNA of Leptopilina heterotoma, 2381 nucleotides long. RefSeq lists its product as uncharacterized. The transcript is spliced from 4 exons. Lineage: Eukaryota; Metazoa; Arthropoda; Insecta; Hymenoptera; Figitidae. The record is from RefSeq and is a predicted model, not a curated record. Bases 383 to 916 code for a protein of 177 amino acids.